Messenger RNA from Trichoderma reesei QM6a, 1365 nucleotides. RefSeq lists its product as uncharacterized. The record is from RefSeq and is a predicted model, not a curated record. Bases 1 to 1260 code for a protein of 419 amino acids. The transcript is spliced from 4 exons. Gene Ontology annotation, molecular function: phosphatidate phosphatase activity. Lineage: Eukaryota; Fungi; Ascomycota; Sordariomycetes; Hypocreales; Hypocreaceae. Gene Ontology annotation, cellular component: actin cortical patch.
AUGGACAACCCAGUCGUGGACUUUAUCCCCUCCGAGGUGGCCAAAGAGAUGCAGCUGCGGACCAGGAAGCACGCCAACUUUGACGAGGUCGAGAAGAAGCUGCCCGAUCCGCGGGCGUCUGUGCCGUAUCAGUUCUCCAUCAGCAAUAUUCUCAAUGAACUGAGCCUUCGGGUUCCCUUUUCCAAGGCCAUUUCCAAGGGCGAUGUUGUCUGGCUCUUUGACAAUACGGCCUACAAACAACACCACCAACAACAACAACAGCAACACACGCCAUGGCAAGCAGAAUUCAUCAUGGCCGUCUUCGAAGGCGAGCCGAAAUGCAAAGUCGCAGACAUCGUCGCCGGCCUCGCGGGCAUCAUCGGCCUAGCAGACGACGCGGAGGAGCGCAAGACGAUUGAAGAACGGCUGCUGCCGUUCCUGUGGGACAUUCGCGCGGGGAGGGCGACGACGGUGUCGCAGCAUGGGGGCGCGCAGCUGAAGCUGGGGCCGAGCGGGCUCAAUGGCAUCUCGACGAACGUGCUGAAGCUGGUGCAUGAGGGGCAGGGGGAGACGCCGCAUGGCCAUACGAAGAGGGCGACUCUUGAUGUCGAGGGCGUCGAGGGCGUUUUGAGCAUGGAGACGCAUUUUGCUGGUCCCGAGGGAUGGGGCAUCAUAUCCGACAUUGACGACACCAUCAAAAUCACCACAACAAGCGACCCCAUCGGCAUCCUCAAGGAAACGUUCAUCAACCCGCCCCGCCCCGUCCCGGGCAUGCCCGAGCUCUACGCGGGCAUCAAGUCGCUCCUCCCGCGCGACACCCCCUGGUUCUACCUGUCCGCCUCGCCGUACAACCUGUACCCCUUCCUCAGGGGCUUCCGCGACGAGUACUUCCCGCGGGGGACGUUUAUCCUGCGCGACUCGAGCUGGAAGACAAUCACCGGCUUGCUGUCCUCGCUGACCAUGGGCACGGAGGAGUACAAGGUGGACCGGAUGAAGAAGGUCCACGGCUGGUUGCCGCGGAGGAAGCUCAUUGUUUUUGGGGACUCGACGCAGUCUGAUCCCGAGGCCUAUGGCGAGAUUUACCGAACGUUCCCGGGCUGGAUCCGAAUGAUCUUCAUCCGCAAGGACACAGACUCGGCGGCCAUUGGGCUCGCAGAGAAGAACGAGCCGCAGAGGUUCGAAAAGGCGUUUACCGGCAUUCCCAGGGAUGCCUGGCACGUCUUUGAGAAUCCGGAUGAGUGUCUGGACUUGGUCAAGGAUGUGAUUCAGCGACACUCUUGAGCUUCAAGUGCCUUUGUUUUUGUCAUUUUGUAUACUUUUUUUCUUUUCUUUGUUCUGUUGGCUAUAUCCGUUUUGCUUGGUUUUUGAUAUAAACGGCACCUGGGU